AUGGGACUCAAUAAGUUUGUCCUUCUCCUUCUCAUUUCCUUUUCUUUUAUCUCAUCUUUUGUGAUCGGCGGCAAAGAUGAUUCUCCUUCUCCAUCAUCAUACUCGAUUUUGGACUCAAUGUCCUCUGAUGAGGAUUCCCCCUCUCCUACUGCAUCCCCAUCAUCAGCACCAUCUCAAUCUGAAGAUGACGGAUUGCCCUUAUUGUUUCCGACUGAUAAACCAUCUUCCGAUGGUAGUCCUGUGCUGAAGAAGGUAUGCAGCUCAACCGAUCACCCAGAGGAAUGUGUCUCUUCCGUUAGUCUUCUUAAAGAAGGAGAUUCUGACCCUGUUGCAGUUCUGAAAACGGAGAUGGAUGCCCUCCGUCAAGGUUUCAAAAAAGCCAUCGCCCAAGCUACAAAACUGAACAAUGAUCCUUCCGUAUCAGAAGAAGUUAAAGGCUGUUUGGAUACAUGUCUUGAGAUAUAUGACAGUGGGCUUUACGACCUCGAUGAUGCCGCUGAAGCAAUCGCCUCUCACGACGUUGACAAGCUUAAAACAGUCCUUAGUGCAACUGUAUCAGAUAUUGAUACUUGUGAAGAAGCCUUCGAAGAGGAAGGCCUCGAAGGAGACUCCCCAAUGAAGGAGUAUGAUGCUGAGCUGUCAAAACUAGCUAGCAACAAUUUAGCCAUUGCUUCUUCGAUGAUCCGAUAA
This is a messenger RNA of Manihot esculenta (cassava), 690 nucleotides long. RefSeq names its product putative pectinesterase/pectinesterase inhibitor 26. Gene Ontology annotation, molecular function: enzyme inhibitor activity. The record is from RefSeq and is a predicted model, not a curated record. The transcript has a single exon. NCBI's taxonomy places the organism in Eukaryota, Viridiplantae, Streptophyta, Magnoliopsida, Malpighiales, Euphorbiaceae. Gene Ontology annotation, biological process: negative regulation of catalytic activity. Bases 1 to 690 code for a protein of 229 amino acids.